Molecule: messenger RNA, 2029 nt
Organism: Carcharodon carcharias (great white shark)
Lineage: Eukaryota; Metazoa; Chordata; Chondrichthyes; Lamniformes; Lamnidae
Gene: as3mt
Product: arsenite methyltransferase
Exons: 11
Coding region: 71-1231 (386 amino acids)
Biological process (GO): toxin metabolic process; arsonoacetate metabolic process
Cellular component (GO): cytosol
Molecular function (GO): arsenite methyltransferase activity
Source: RefSeq, a predicted model, not a curated record
CGGUCCGCACGGUGGGGGCCGCUGGAACGCCGCCGCCCCUUGGACACUCUGCAUUGCCGGAAGUGGGGAGAUGGCGCAGCGGGGCUGCUGCGCGAGCAGUUUCUCUUCAUCUGGACGUUCGCAAGAUUUGGGAAUUUGUGAAGAUGUGAGGGAUUAUUAUGGAAGAAGGCUCCAGAAGACUGAAGAUCUGGUACUGAAUGUGUGUGUCACUCCUGCUAAAGCGCUCCCUAAGUAUUUGCAGGAUGCACUGACAGCUGUUCAUGAAGAAGUGAGCUCCAGGUACUAUGGAUGUGGACUUGUGGUUCCUGAAUGUUUGGAGAGCUGUUGGAUUCUGGAUCUGGGAAGUGGCAGUGGGCAGGAUUGUUACAUGCUCAGCAAGCUGGUUGGAGAGAAAGGUCACGUGACUGGGAUUGACAUGACCAGUGAGCAGGUGCAAGUGGCUCAGAAGUUUAUUGACUAUCACACUCAGAAAUUUGGCUUCAGUAAACCCAAUGUGGAUUUCCUUCAAGGCUACAUUGAAAAACUUGGCGAUGUUGGACUGGAGGACAGCAGCUUCGAUAUCAUUAUAUCCAACUGUGUGAUAAACCUGUCACCUGAUAAAAAGGCUGUGUUAAAAGAAGCUUAUCGAGUGUUAAAGGAUGGUGGUGAAAUGUACUUCAGUGAUGUCUACGCUGAUUGUGACCUUCCAGACACCAUAAGGACACACAAGGUUUUGUGGGGGGAGUGUCUGGGAGGAGCUCUGUGGUGGAAAGAUCUCCUCAAACUUACAAAGGAGGUGGGCUUCAGUACUCCACGACUGACCACUGCCCAUAGGAUUCCCGUGACAAAUAAGGAGCUCAAGGACAUUGUUGGCGAGUGCGAGUUUGUUUCUGCCACAUAUCGAUUAUUUAAAAUCCCGGCCAGCUGUCCGAAAGAAAAAUGCUGGGUUACUUACAACGGCUCGAUCACAGGCUUUAAAGAAACGUUGGAGUUUGAUGUCAACUACACAUUUAACGAAGGAGAGGCCACAGCUGUGGACGCAGAGGUGGCAGCAAUUCUCAAGAGCUCACGAUUUGCCAGUGCGUUCACCACUAAACCGGCUGGGAAAAUGGGUCCCUCCUCCGCUGAAGGUCCGGCCACAAAAUCAAAGGAUACUCUUGUUGACCCUUUCAAGUUGACCGAAAGGCCUGAGGUUACAGGGACUCCAUCCUGUGCCAGAACAUGCUCCGUGCAAAGCAAAGAAUGUUGUUGAAGCAACUCCAUUGGUGGGAGAAUAAUCUCUGCUAAGCCCAAUAAUCAGUGAACUCAAUGUCAAGAAACGAUUGGAAGUGCGAAUGAACCUGUGGUUCUCCCCCUGUGGCCUGAGCUGUGCAGAAAUGAAUGUUGAAUCUGCCCAGCUCUCAGUCCAGCUGGUUCCUGCUAACACCAUGACAUAGCCUCUUCGCCAUGACCCAUGUUUUUCUGCCACUUCAGGAACCGUGUCAUGUCCUUGGCUUGUCCAUGUUUUAGCCUCAAGGUUCACCUGAGUUUGAUACUUUCCCAAAAACCCUUUGCUUCUCUGUCCUUCCCAAAAUCUGACUUGAGUUGAAUUAAGGUCUGUCAGCUCAGUUACACCUUAUAACCUCUAAACUGUAAUUCCGCACAGAAUCCAGGGUGAGCGAGUUACCUCCCCAAAGCGUCUACGCUGAAAAUUGUUCACAUGCAACAACUUGCAUUUAUAUAGCACCUUUAAUGUCCCUAGGCACUUCACAGGAGUGUGACUUUUAGAAGGUGAUUUUUUUUUUUUUGCUUUUUAAAACCGGCUGGAAAAGGGCAGCUGAGAAAGGCUCGGGUCCUCAGGUCAGUUAACGAUUGACACCGGGCACCUUUCAAGUCAUAGGGACUGGUGAACAACAGUGAGUACUGGGGACAAUCGAGACCCACCUCAUUUCCAGAAGUGCCCGUUGCUUGAGAUGUGAGCCAUGUUCGAUGCGCACAAAAUCUUCACUGUUCAAAUCUUUUGCUCUGUCACAAAUGCUUUACAACCCAAUAAAGAACAACUUUGGAAUGA